Molecule: messenger RNA, 1746 nt
Organism: Camelus dromedarius (Arabian camel)
Lineage: Eukaryota; Metazoa; Chordata; Mammalia; Artiodactyla; Camelidae
Gene: KISS1R
Product: KISS1 receptor
Exons: 5
Coding region: 58-1257 (399 amino acids)
Biological process (GO): neuropeptide signaling pathway
Cellular component (GO): plasma membrane
Molecular function (GO): G protein-coupled peptide receptor activity
Source: RefSeq, a predicted model, not a curated record
CAGAGGAGGUACGCUCCAGACCCGGGUGCAAUCCUGGCGGGCGGCCGGGAGGAAGCAAUGCGCGCCGGAGUCACACCUGAGCCCAACGCGUCCUGGUGGGCGCUGGCCAAUGCAUCCGGCUGCCCGGGCUGUGGCGCCAACGCCUCGGACAGCCCGGCCCCUGCGGCGUGGCCCGUGGACGCCUGGCUCGUGCCGCUGUUCUUCGGCGCGUUGCUGCUGCUGGGCCUUGUAGGGAACUCGCUUGUCAUCUUCGUCAUCUGCCGCCACAAGCAGAUGCGGACGGUGACCAACUUCUACAUCGCCAACCUGGCGGCUACGGACUUGACGUUCCUACUGUGCUGCGUGCCCUUCACGGCUCUGCUCUACCCACUGCCUGCCUGGGUGCUGGGCGACUUCAUGUGCAAGUUCCUCAACUACAUCCAGCAGGUCUCGGUGCAGGCCACGUGCGCCACCCUGACCGCCAUGAGCGUGGACCGCUGGUAUGUGACGGUGUUCCCGCUGCGCGCCCUGCACCGCCGCACGCCCCGCUUAGCGCUGGCCGUCAGCCUCGGCAUCUGGGUGGGCUCGGCGGCAGUGUCCGCGCCGGUGCUCGCCCUGCACCGCCUCUCGCCCGGGCCACGCACCUACUGCAGCGAAGCCUUUCCCAGCCGCGCCCUCGAGCGCGCCUUCGCGCUCUACAACCUGCUGGCGCUCUACCUACUGCCGCUGGCCGCCACCUGUGCCUGCUACGGGGCCAUGCUGCGCCACUUGGGCCGGGCGGCCGUGAGGCCCGCGGCCGCCGACAGCGCCCUGCAGGGGCAGCUGCUGGCUGAGCGAGCGGGCGCUGUGCGGGCCAAGGUCUCGCGGCUGGUGGCAGCCGUGGUCCUGCUCUUCGCGGCCUGCUGGGGCCCCAUUCAGCUGUUCCUGGUGCUACAGGCGCUGGGCCCAGCGGGCGCCUGGCAUCCGCGCAGCUACGCGGCUUACGCGCUCAAGAUCUGGGCGCACUGCAUGUCCUACAGCAAUUCGGCGCUGAACCCUUUGCUCUACGCGUUCUUGGGCUCCCAUUUCCGGCAGGCCUUCCGCAGCGUCUGCCCCUGCGCUCCCCAACGGCGCCCCUGUCGACCCCGCGGGUCUGGACCGUCAGAUCCCGCCGCCCCCCAAGCCGAGCGGCACCGACUGGCUGCCCACCAGGCCCCCUCCAAGACCCCAAAGCCAGGCAGCGGCGAGCCAGGGCUGCGCAGGCUGUGUGUCCUGGGGGAAGGCACUGCCCCUCUCUGAGCCCUCUCUGGGGGAAUCAAGGUAGGCCCCUCCAGAACAGGCGCUGCUAUUAUUAUUUUAUUAAUGUCCUUAUUUUUGUCCAGGAUAAUCCUAAUGAACAUGUUGUCUCCUGGAACGUUGGUUACAAAUCUGCUUUGAUGUUUGCUUCUAUUAAUAUUGCAGUUACUAUUUCUGUGUUUCCUGAAAUCAAAGAUGUAUUGAUGUUGGCACUUUCUGGAACUUUCAAGGAAGCAAAGUAGAAGUUUUCACACACAGUGUUGCAGCUGACUGUACAAUUGUAAUGUAAGAUCCAGCCUAUUUUCAGAGACAUUAAAAAGUGAACACAAUGUGACUCUUAAAACUGAUGAAACAGGGUACCCUUCUGACUCCCUGGUGAGUGUCCAGAGCCCAGGGUUGCUCGGGCUUCCUCCCAACAUGGCUGUCGGGGAAAGUCGGACCUACUCCUGGGCGCACACGCUUCCUGCUUCCACAGCGAGCUGCUGGGAGUUG